This is a messenger RNA of Medicago truncatula (barrel medic), 1344 nucleotides long. RefSeq names its product F-box protein SKIP28. Bases 193 to 1155 code for a protein of 320 amino acids. Gene Ontology annotation, cellular component: cytoplasm. The transcript is spliced from 3 exons. NCBI's taxonomy places the organism in Eukaryota, Viridiplantae, Streptophyta, Magnoliopsida, Fabales, Fabaceae. Gene Ontology annotation, molecular function: protein binding. The record is from RefSeq and is a predicted model, not a curated record.
AUGACAAUAUCUUCAAAAGAAUGUUGAUAAAAUAGUUUCCCAGCCACAUAGAUACAGAUGCAACAUCUUCGAUCAAGAUCCAAGCUUACCUCCUUCUUUUAUAAAUAUAUUAGUAUUAAUAUCAUAUGAUAUGAUUGGCUUGUUUUGCAUUUAUACUAUAAACUAUAAAGUAACGUGUGAAUCAAAUCAAAUAUGGAAGAGUCUUGCAAAGCUUCUUCUUCUGAAAUGAGCACCACAGUUGAGGAAGAAGAACAAGAGGGUCCUCCUCAUGAAGCCAUGUUUCUGGUGAUAGCUUACCUUCGAGUGUACGAGGUUUUAACCAUGUCUCGUGUUUGCACAUCACUGAGAUAUGCAGUCAACAAUGAUGUAUUGCUAUGGCUUAAAAUUAUUGUUGAAACCCCUCUCAAUUCAAGACUCUCAGAUGACACACUAUUGAAGAUCACAUCCAAAGCAAAUGGUAGGCUUCAAACACUUGCUCUUAUGAACUGCAUCCACGUUGCUGACCAUGGACUACAAAGGGUUGUUGAACAAAACCCCUUUAUUGAAGAGCUUCAUAUACCAGCAUGCACUGGGAUAACCCCUGAAGGAGUUCUAACAGCUGUGAAAACACUCUGCCAAAGAGCCAACUGCUUAACCACCUUGAGUUUAAACGGCAUUUACAACCUACAAAACGAUCAUCUUGACGUGCUUACCUCAAACCUCAGAAAAAACCUCCCAUUAGAAGACGAGCUAACACAACAGCCUAUCUACUAUCAUAAACGUGGCAGCGUUUCAGCAUUCAAGCACAACGAAAAUCAGAGGAUUAUUGAUUUGGAGAAAUGUCCCAAGUGCUUUGAGGUGAGAAUGGUAUAUGAUUGCCCAAAAGUGGACUGCAAUAGGAAGGAAUUGUGCCAAGCUCAAUGUAGGGGAUGCAUAUUUUGUAUUCCAAGGUGUGAAAACUGUGGUGGAUGUGUUGGAUCAGAAGAACUUGAAGAUGUUGCAUGCGGAGAUUUCUUGUGCCUUGAAUGCUGGUUACAGCUUCCCAAGUGCAAUUUCUGUAACAAACCAUAUUGUAAGCAGCACACAAAUUGGUGGUGCACUUCUUCAGAGUCUUCAUUUCUCUGCAGAGUUUGUGAUGAAAAUUCUCACGGAUAUACAUACACUGAUGUUCUAUAAUGAAAAUGACUUGUGAUGAUUAAGGUUAUAAUAUCAUCAUGCCUAGAAUUUUUGAGUUACUACAAUUAUUUGUAUAAAGUUUAUGCCUAUUCAUGAAUUUACAUAUUUGGAGCGGCAUGAUUUAACUGAGCCAACAUGAUUUCGUCCAUGCUUAAAAAGUCUGAGUUAACGAACUGAGUUCAAAACAAA